This is a messenger RNA of Syngnathus typhle (broad-nosed pipefish), 3461 nucleotides long. RefSeq lists its product as uncharacterized. Gene Ontology annotation, molecular function: metal ion binding; RNA binding; protein binding. The record is from RefSeq and is a predicted model, not a curated record. The transcript has 16 exons. Lineage: Eukaryota; Metazoa; Chordata; Actinopteri; Syngnathiformes; Syngnathidae. Bases 199 to 1713 code for a protein of 504 amino acids.
UUAAGACGACGCUUUAACUCGUCAGGAAGCGGCUGGAAACGCAUCCGCCGCAGGGAGAUUCCCACUCGACCGACCCACUCCUCCAUUCACCGGACACUGACAACAAAUCGGAGGCCACGGUUGUGCUGUCCACGCCGUCCCUAAACAAGUGUCUUCUCAUCGAUUCAUCGGGGCUGUUUCGGGGGACGAUCAAGCUGGAUGGUUGCGCUCAUGAAAAUCACCCGUGACAUAUGUCGUCUGUUGGGGUUCACCAGCGGUCCGCCUGCGCAGCAGCAGGAAGAACACAAGGACCGUGGUGCCACAGUCCCUGGCCCAAAUGAUGCUAGGGCUUUAUCACAGGGCGCAUUAAAUGUCGAGGAGGACCUGAGCGAUGAUGAGAAGGCCAGACGUAGAGCAGAGCGACGCAGGGCCAAGAAAAAGCGCCGUCAAAUACGGAAGAAGUCAGGGCAGUUGAAGCAAACCGACAAAGAGAGACAGGAUGAAGACAAAAAAGGCGGCGAGUCGGAAUUGGAAGACUUUGAUUCGGAAGCGGAAGCUAACGUGGAGGGCCAGAAAGACCUGCAAAAGGAUGACAAAAAGGUUGUAAAAGCAGCUGCCUCAGACAAGCCCACUACCUCCAAAGCUGCCACUCCCUCCAAAGAGCGUCGGAAGGCCAAAUCGACGGAAGAGGAGCCCGAGUGGGACAUGAGCAGUGCCUUCUUUGCCAACGCCGCUAGCCACGUCAAGCCUAAAGCCCGCAAGUCCAAAGAGAACAAAGAGAACGAGGCCAGAAGGAAGACAAAGCUAACUGAAGCCAUGACACGGAGAAGCACAUCACUUGCAGAAAAAGGAAUAAAGCUAGUGCAAGAGGAGCAGUACUCACAUGCAGCCCGCAUGUUUACAGAAGCCAUCAAAUGUGACCCAACUGAUUACAGGUUCUAUGGGAACCGUUCUUACUGCUACUAUUGGUUGGAGCAGUACCCCCUGGCCCUGGCAGACGGAGAGCGCUCCAUCCAGCUGGCUCCAGAGUGGCCCAAAGGAUACUUCCGCAAGGGCAGCGCUCUCAUGGCCAUGCAGCGGUACAGAGAAGCGGAGAAGGCUAUGGAGCAGGUGCUAGAACUGGACAAAGACUGUGAAGAGGCUGUCAAUGAACUCUAUGAUUGCAAAGUGCUGCAAUUGAUGGAGUAUGGUUUUGAUGAAGCGGACAGCGGGUUGCUACUAGAGAAAUUCUCAACGGUGCAAGAUGUUUUGGCAACUUAUUUUGAUGUUGCUGGAGCGCCUAACCAAGAUCAGUCUGUUGUACAACAUGGGCCUUGCCCAUCUCUGUGGGUGGGGAAUGUGAUGGCGGAGCUGACAGAACAACAACUAAACGACGUCUUUAAAGUGUAUGGCGAGAUCGAAAGCAUCCGUUUGCUGCACGAGAGCUUUUGCGCCUUUGUUAAUUUCAAGAAUGCCAGUGACGCCGCCCGUGCGAAGGACAAACUCAACGGACAUUUUAUUGAGAACACACGUGUAGUGGUGCGCUAUCCGGACCGUCGCCAGCAGCGAGUUCCUCCUAUUCCUCUCGGUGUCAGGCGGCAAGCGACCGCUGGUGCUGGACCACGGCGACGAGGCCCCGUGAACGGAGAUGAGUGUUACUUCUGGAGAACCACAGGUUGCUAUUUUGGAGACAGGUGUCGCUACAAACACAUUCCCGAUCACAAAGGAAAUGACAAGAAGCCGUGGCUGCCUUAAUCGCGCUUCCUAGUAUACAGAAAACCGGGACACAGCGUCAGAGGAACUGGACUGUACGUUACUGUGCAGAGCAGAAUCUCUCGGCUAGUAUGCAACAUACCCUGGUAAAAACUGAGCACAGUCAAGGUCAGUGCCAGCACUCAGGUUUAAACACAUGAGCAGUCAAGCAUGUGCCAUGAUGCACUUUGACCACAAAACAAGGGAGCAACAACAUCGCCUAACAGUGACUUGAUGACACAUGCUGACUUCUUGGUGCCUUAAGGGAUACAAGCAAACCUCUCACACACACAUGGUCCCAUGUUUUCCAUUGGUUGCACAGCAAAGAACAAAUGAUUGUAUUACGCGACAAAUGACUAUGAGGCCACUUUGAAAAGAAAUGACAUGGGAAAAUGACAAGUUACAGGAUUAAAGUUUGGAAUGGAGUAAAACAUUUAAAAGGGAAAAAAAACCCCACGUUUUUGUGAUGGUGUCCAAACAUUAACAAGUGCCGUGUUUAGUUUGUAGUCUCAUUUAUAGAUGCUGAUUUUAGUCUCAUAAAACGAAAGGUUUUUGUAAUGUUAACAAUUGUAUUCUUAUAAAAUUGACUUUUCCCCCUUAUAAUAUUGCAACUUUUAUUUUGUCAAAUGAAUGCGACUAUUUUGUGAAACAGCCCCCUUCUUUACAACAAUUAGGCUCUUAUAAUUAUGACUUUAUUCUCAUAGAGACAUAUUUUUUCUUUACAAUUUUAUGCUCUUGAAGUGACAUUAGAUGUAUUACACCUUUAUUCUCAGAUGUGAAGUGAUGACUUUAUUCUUGUACGGUUAUAGUUUUAUUUCUCCUCGACUUGCACUGUCUCUCAUUUCUUUUCAAUGUGGCCUUCAUAUUUUGUGGGGGGAAAACAGAAUGACAUUUAGUUUUACUUCUCAUCAGCAGUUCCUUAAAACUGGAUUCAAUCUUUUUGCCAUCACCGGCCAAUCCAAGUCUUUUGUAAGAACUCCAAAUGGCAAAACAAGCCAAAACUAUUUAGUGCCUUAAUUGCAAAGCUGCCUUGAUUCAUACAACCAGUAGAAAAAAAAACAAAAACUUAAGACUAGAUACUAAUCCUUAUAUGUAUCUUAGACUUUUUUUUUUUUUUUUUUUUCGAUAAAGCAGUGUCCUUGUUUAGACGAUGCAGUUAAUGAAAAGCUAUGUUUCUGAUCGGUCAGUAUUUCGUUGAACCAAAGAACGGUAAAAGAAAUAGGCUUGCACGUCAUCAUUAGUGCAGUAGAAUUGGCAUUGUCCAACCUAACUGCAGUUUCUAGUUUAAAUCCACACUACACAAGUACACGUGACAGUAUUUAUUUACUAUUUAUCGCUCUUUUUGAUGAAGUUCCUGUCACAUUGUUAAGAAUAGGUUGAAAAAAUGUCUUUAGUACAAAUUGUUUUAUUGUUUGGUGAGCGUUUUUAUUAAGCACACUUUAUUCUAACACUGUUUGUGGCACUUGUGUUCCGUAUUUGUUAUUUUCUUAAAAAAUGUAUAAAGAGGGAUUGGGCGCCCGACUUUAUACUUGCUGCAUGUUCAAUUGUCAAGUGCACAUGGUUUUAAGUUUGACAUUUCUUGGCUUUGUUGUUGCUUUAUUGGCGCAUUUCACCCUUUUUCCAAAAAGUUUUUUCAAGAAACGGUAUUUUCAGUUUCAAUGCAACGCAUUGUUGUUGAAUAUUUUGUAUUAUCGUCGCUGCACUGUUAUAAAAGAGUGUUUUGUAUUUAAUAAAGAUUUUUCACAUCCCUA